Ochotona princeps (American pika) is the source of this 2569-nucleotide messenger RNA. RefSeq names its product dynein axonemal intermediate chain 2 (gene DNAI2). Gene Ontology annotation, cellular component: outer dynein arm. Gene Ontology annotation, biological process: cilium movement; outer dynein arm assembly. The coding region runs from base 299 to 2116 and encodes 605 amino acids. Gene Ontology annotation, molecular function: dynein light chain binding; dynein heavy chain binding. NCBI's taxonomy places the organism in Eukaryota, Metazoa, Chordata, Mammalia, Lagomorpha, Ochotonidae. The transcript has 13 exons. The record is from RefSeq and is a predicted model, not a curated record.
CUUUUAGGAGCCAGGUCCUUUAGGUGAGUCCCAGCAAUUGGCCCUCAAAGCCCAUUGAGAAUCCUGGUCAAAGUCAGUUUCUCCCAAGCCUGGUGCUGUCCCUUAUCCCCACACCCCAGCUCAGUGUGUGCCCCCACUCUCCUGUACCCCAAAAGUGCUGCUUCUCCCAGCUUUUGGAUCCUGCAGGAGUUUCCCAAUCCCUGGAUUGUUUCAAGUUUUGUUUUCCAAAGUCGGCCAGAAUGGAGCAAGGGGAAAGAACUGGAUUGGUGUCCCAGUCAGGCAACAGACAGCCGUUGCCAUGGAGAUCGUGUACGUGUACGUCAAGAAGCGCAGUGAGUUCGGAAAGCAAUGCAACUUCUCAGACCGCCAGGCAGAGCUGAACAUCGACAUCCCGCCGAACCCCGAGCUGGCUGAGCAGUUCGUGGAGCGGAACCCGGUGGACACGGGCAUCCAGUGCUCGGUCAGCAUGUCGGAACAUGAGGCCAACACAGAGAGGUUCGAGAUGGAGACCCGGGGAGUGAACCACAUCGAGGGGGGCUGGCCCAAGGAUGUGAAUCCCCAGGAGCUGGAGCAGACCAUCCGCUUCCGGAAGAAAGUGGAGAAGGACGAGAACUACAUCAACGCCAUCACGCAACUGGGCUCGAUCAUGGAACACUGCAUCAAACAGAACAACGCCAUUGACAUCUACCAGGAGUAUUUUGAUGAUCAUGAAGCCGUGGAGGUGACCGAGGAGGCCCCUUCGGCCAAGACCAUCAAUGUUUUCAGGGACCCCCAGGAGAUCAAGCGGACAGCCACGCACCUCUCCUGGCACCCCGACGGCAACAGGAAGUUGGCGGUGGCCUACUCCUGUCUGAAUUUCCAGCGUGCCCCUUUUGGCAUGAGCCACGAGUCUUACAUCUGGGACCUGGAAAACCCCAACAAGCCAGAAAUCACGCUGAAGCCGUCUUCUCCGUUGGUCACCUUGGAGUACAAUCCCAAAGAUUCCCACGUGCUCAUCGGCGGCUGCUACAACGGGCAGAUAGCCUGCUGGGACACCCGGAAGGGUAGUCUGGUGGCCGAGCUGUCCACCAUUGAGUUCAGCCACCGAGACCCCGUGUAUGGCACCAUCUGGCUGCAGUCAAAGACAGGAACGGAGUGCUUCUCAGCGUCCACGGACGGGCAGGUCAUGUGGUGGGACAUCCGCAAGAUCAGCGAGCCCACCGAGGUGGUGAUCAUGGACAUCAGCAGGAAGGAGCAGCUGGAGAACGCCCUGGGGGCCAUCUCCCUGGAGUUCGAGUCUACUUUGCCAACCAAGUUCAUGGUGGGCACCGAACAGGGCAUCGUCAUCUCCUGUAACCGCAAGGCCAAGACCACAGCCGAGAAGAUUGUGUGCACCUUCGGGGGCCACCAUGGCCCCAUCUACGCCCUGCAGAGGAACCCCUUCUACCCCAAGAACUUUCUCACCGUAGGCGACUGGACGGCACGCAUCUGGUCAGAGGACAGCCGGGAGUCGUCCAUCAUGUGGACCAAGUACCAUAUGGCCUAUCUCACAGAUGGUGCCUGGAGCCCCACGCGGCCGGCGGUUUUCUUUACCACCAAGAUGGAUGGGACCCUGGACAUCUGGGACUUUGUGUUUAAGCACUGCGACCCGGCCCUCAGCCUGAAGGUGUGUGACGAGGCCCUCUUCUGCCUCCGGGUGCAAGAUACGGGGGGCCUCGUGGCCUGCGGCUCCCAGCUGGGGACCACCACACUGCUGGAGGUGUCCAGCGGGCUCUCCACCCUGCGGAGGAACGAGAAGAACAUUGCGUCUUCUAUAUUUGAGCGUGAGACCCGGCGGGAGAAGAUCCUGGAGGCCCGGCACCGAGAGAUGCGGCUGAAGGAGAAGGGCAAGGCAGAGGGCAGGGACGAAGACCAGAAUUACGAUGAGCUGGCCAUCGACCUGGACCAGCUGGUCUCCAAGGCUGAGGAGGAGUUCUUCGAAAUCAUCCAUGCCGAGAUGAAGAAGAAGGAGGCAGAGGCCAUGCAGAAAAAGUCCAAAAUUCAAGAGCAAGUACCCACACUGGAGUCCGAGGAGUAUCUUGUGGGAGACGGCAUGGAAGAGGAAGAAGGGGAGGAAGAGGAACAGACCGACGCCUAGGAGGUCGGCCCUUGCUUGGAGUGUUAUUCCCACUGUUCUUUCCUUCCCUGUCUGCUGGUGUGACCGUGGCUGGAGGUGUAGGAGCUGAGCCUCCCCCUAGAGGGCGACAUGAAGGUGGGGAGGCAGCAGGCUGACCACUCCACUCCUACAGAGUGGCUCAGGGGAGCCAAGGCCAGGUGGGAGCGAAGGGGCAAGGUUUGUCCCCGCAAGGGCUGUCCACUGUCUCUGAGCACCCCUGAGGCUGUGCCCACCUUAGGGUCCACACAACCUUCGAACCCAGCCCUUCACCAUCUCCUGCCUCCACAAGCCUCCACUGGGCCUGCCCCGACCCUGGGAAGAGUGGCAGGAGGCAGAGCGAGUUUCUCCAUCUAACCUGUCGACCCUUCUCAGCCACCUACACGCCAGGAGAGACAUCUGGCCGCUUUCUGAGCAAGUUCCCCGGACUGUGCUCAC